Helobdella robusta is the source of this 1885-nucleotide messenger RNA. RefSeq lists its product as hypothetical. The transcript has 7 exons. Lineage: Eukaryota; Metazoa; Annelida; Clitellata; Rhynchobdellida; Glossiphoniidae. Bases 45 to 1061 code for a protein of 338 amino acids. Gene Ontology annotation, biological process: regulation of microtubule polymerization or depolymerization; microtubule bundle formation; actin crosslink formation. The record is from RefSeq and is a predicted model, not a curated record. Gene Ontology annotation, molecular function: cytoskeletal adaptor activity; actin filament binding; microtubule binding. Gene Ontology annotation, cellular component: actin filament; microtubule plus-end; cytoplasm.
GGGAUGGAUCCGUCUCUAAAAAGGAAUUCAUCGAGGCUUUGGCCAUGCUGAAGUUUCAGUGUCGACCUGGUGAUAUAAGUGGAGCGUUCGACGCGUUGGACGAGCAGAAGACAGGCAGGGUACAUCACAAGGAUUUCAUGGAGAAGUUACAUCUCUUGCCUAAGAAGCCAAGAAGUCAGCCAAUCACAGACGCCGAACAAAUUCAUGAAGAUAUCGAAGACCAAUUAGCUUACUGCAAAUGUCCGCAAAAGUAUUCCAUUGUUAAGAUUGCAGAUGGAAAAUAUAGAUUUGGCGACAAGGGCAAGAAGUGUUUGGUACGUUUCCUCAACAGCAACGUCAUGGUCAGAGUCGGUGGGGGGUGGGUCACCCUGUCCAAAUAUCUUGAGAGCAACGACCCUUGCAAAGCUAAGGGUCGAACCAAUUUUGACUUGAGAGAUCGCUAUCUGACCUCCAUGGUUGAUGGCUCCUACCAAGUUAGAACUAACUCACAGCAACGAAGGAGGAGUCAGGCUGGCAGCGAGCACACGUCAUCAUCUCCAUCAUCUCCUCACCUUUCUUCACGAUCUCACCAACUGGACAAUAAUCGAUCCGGAAGUGGUUCGAGCACUCCCAUCGGUCGGAAGACUCCGACAACCGCCAUGACGGGUGCUGGAAUGCUGUCGAGAUCCCGAACUCCGGACAGCUUCCUGAACGAUGUGUCUCCGUCAUCUUCUGUUCACAGUUUCAGCACCAAGCAACAUCCCACGCCGAAAACGUCAGCAGCAGUAAGUUCGAGAAGUAAAUCAGUCCUCAGUCCGGCUACAGUCGCAAGAACGCCUGCCAACAAAAAACAUCUCAACGAUACUUCGACAACAACAGCCACAAAAGUUAAAACAACGUCCGCAACAACAUCCGUAACAACGUCAUCGUCGUCGGCCCACAGGGGUCCAAAUCAAUGGAGAGCUGCAGGCUCAUCCAGGGCUUCCAUUGGGGGGUCGUCUUCGUCAGAUGCCGCUAAUUCUCCCUUCCUGGAUAUGAACAAGAGGAGAUCUUCAUUAAAUCAACCGCCUAUGAAAUUUUAAUUUUUUUGUUGAUAAUUUCAUUUCUUCCGAGGAGACACUAAGAUCGUAAGCGUUGUUGAAUGCCAAGUACUACUUUUAUGGUUCUGUUUAUAAGCUUAAAAUGCUGCAUAAGCUUAUUGAGAAAAUAAACAUUUGGGUUUUGAAUAUUAACGUUAAUAUAUAUAUAUAAUAUAAUCUGUUUAAAUAUAGGUUCAUUCGUUCUGGUUCAUUCAUUUUUGAAUCUUCAGUCAGUCAUUUAUUUACCCAUUCAUUCAUUCGUUCAUUCAUUCGUUCAUUCAUCUAUUCACACAAUCUUUGAUGUUUCGAUUUCUACAGAUAUUUUUAAUUAAUUGGUUUGGUUAUUGUUGUUGUACCAGUUGAGAACGAUACGUUAUAACAUGUUAAUUAAUUAUCAAAUAUUAUCUGUGUGUAUCUUAACAUACGUGUGGAUCAUAUUUUCAUCCAUCCUGUAUCCCAUUGGUUCCUGCUACAAACGUUUUUAUCAUCUUUUUUUCACAAUAUUAAAAUUAUUUACAUACCUAUAAUAAAUGCCCUUAUCACAUUAUAUUGUUAUUAUACAUUCUUAUUUAUGUAAUUAUAACAAUGAAUAUUCAUUGAGAUUUUGUCUUUAAAUGUCUGUUUAUGUAUUGAUUUAUUAUCUCACACACACAUACACACACAUACACUCACGCACACACAUUAUUUAGUUCAGUUAGUCUCAUGUUACAUGUGUUAAAUGCAAAGGUAUUAUUAUUAGAUAGAAAAAAAAUUUAUUUCUUAAUGUUUAUCUUCUCAAAAUUCAUUUUUAUGUACAAUCCGUUUUUCUCUCUCCUCUCUCUCCUCUU